Messenger RNA from Corvus hawaiiensis (hawaiian crow), 11329 nucleotides. RefSeq names its product potassium voltage-gated channel subfamily B member 1 (gene KCNB1). The record is from RefSeq and is a predicted model, not a curated record. Gene Ontology annotation, molecular function: protein binding; delayed rectifier potassium channel activity. NCBI's taxonomy places the organism in Eukaryota, Metazoa, Chordata, Aves, Passeriformes, Corvidae. Gene Ontology annotation, biological process: protein homooligomerization; potassium ion transmembrane transport. The transcript has 3 exons. Gene Ontology annotation, cellular component: membrane; voltage-gated potassium channel complex. The coding region runs from base 517 to 3105 and encodes 862 amino acids.
CCCCGCCCCGCGCCGGGACAGCCGCGCACGGCCGCGCCGGAGCCACGGGCUGCACUUGUUGAUCCCCGUGCCGAGGCAGCGGGAGGAAGCCCCGGAGCUUCCCUUUGUGUCUGCCCGGAGAGAGGGCUGGGGGGCGGGCGCAGACGCGGCUCCGGCGCUGGCUGUAGGUAGGAGUGAGGAGCCGCAGCCGAGGGAAGGCCUUGGAAAGCUUCCUGCCGAAGGAUCCGAUUUGCCUCGUUUCCCUUCCCCUCCCCCUGGGCUCCGUGGACAGCCGGGAGCGCCGCCGCCAUCCCUCCGCCUUGAGGCUGCCCGCGGGGGGAUGCGAGCGGGGCCGCCCCUGCCGCCCGCCCCGCCGCAGGAUGUAGCCGCCCUCGGCCCCGCACGCCCCGCGCCGCCUCGCCGGGAGCCCGCAGGAGGAGCUCUGGGGCAUGGAGGGGAAGGAGAGGUGAGGAGAGCCGGCCCCCGCGCCCUGCCCCGCGCCGCACCGUGCAGCGUCCAGCCUGAGGGGGACCAGCGAUGCCUCUGGGGAUGAAUAAGCAUGGAUCUCGCUCUACUACCUCUUUGCCUCCAGACCCCACCGAGAUCGUCAGGAGCAAGGCCUGCUCCCGAAGGGUCAAGCUCAACGUGGGGGGGCUGGCCCACGAGGUUCUCUGGCGGACCUUGGACAGGUUGCCACGGACCAGGCUGGGUAAGCUCAGAGACUGCAACACGCACGACUCCCUCAUGGAGAUCUGUGAUGACUACAACCUGGAGGAGAACGAGUACUUCUUUGACAGGCAUCCCGGGGCAUUCACCUCUAUCUUGAACUUCUAUCGUACUGGUAAGCUGCACAUGAUGGAGGAGAUGUGCGCCUUGUCCUUCAGCCAGGAGCUGGACUACUGGGGGGUGGAUGAGAUCUACCUGGAGUCCUGCUGCCAGGCCCGCUACCACCAGAAGAAAGAGCAGAUGAAUGAGGAGCUGAAGAGAGAAGCAGAGACCCUGAGGGAAAGGGAAGGGGAGGAAUUCGAUAACACUUGCUGUGCUGAGAAAAGGAAAAAACUCUGGGACCUCCUGGAGAAGCCCAACUCCUCCGUAGCAGCCAAGAUUUUGGCAAUCAUUUCCAUCAUGUUUAUUGUACUAUCUACAAUUGCCUUGUCCCUUAAUACACUUCCUGAACUACAAGGCGUGGAUGAAUUUGGGCAGACCACAGAUAACCCCCAGCUCGCCCAUGUGGAAGCGGUGUGCAUUGCGUGGUUUACAAUGGAAUACCUCCUGCGGUUCCUCUCCUCGCCUAAGAAAUGGAAGUUUUUCAAAGGCCCACUGAAUGCUAUAGAUUUGCUGGCUAUCUUACCCUACUAUGUUACUAUCUUCCUCACAGAAUCCAAUAAAAGUGUACUUCAGUUCCAAAAUGUACGAAGAGUGGUCCAAAUAUUUCGGAUUAUGAGGAUACUCCGGAUUCUAAAGCUCGCCCGGCACUCAACGGGUUUACAGUCCUUGGGAUUUACAUUGAGGAGGAGUUACAAUGAACUUGGAUUACUCAUCUUGUUUUUGGCUAUGGGCAUUAUGAUCUUCUCCAGUUUAGUGUUUUUUGCAGAAAAAGAUGAGGAUGAUACAAAAUUCAAGAGCAUCCCAGCUUCUUUCUGGUGGGCAACAAUCACCAUGACAACAGUAGGCUAUGGAGACAUUUACCCCAAAACUCUUUUGGGUAAAAUAGUAGGAGGACUGUGCUGCAUUGCUGGUGUGCUGGUGAUAGCUCUUCCCAUCCCAAUUAUUGUCAAUAACUUCUCCGAGUUUUACAAAGAGCAGAAGAGGCAGGAGAAAGCCAUUAAGCGCAGGGAAGCUCUUGAAAGAGCAAAAAGGAAUGGCAGUAUUGUUUCCAUGAACAUGAAGGAUGCGUUUGCCCGUAGCAUAGAACUGAUGGACAUCGUGGUUGAAAAGAAUGGAGAAAGCAUAGCCAAAAAGGAUAAAGUUCAGGACAAUCAUUUAUCUCCAAGCAAAUGGAAAUGGACCAAGAGAACACUCUCUGAAACUAGUUCUAGUAAAUCUUUUGAAACUAAGGAACAAGGGUCCCCAGAAAAAGCCAGGUCAUCUUCAAGUCCCCAGCACCUGAAUGUCCAACAGCUUGAGGACAUGUACAACAAAAUGGCAAAGACUCAGUCCCAGCCAAACCUUAACACUAAAGAGUCGAGUCAAUCGGGAAAGCAAAAGGAAGAGCUGGAAAUGGAAACCCUUCCUGGCCCUAUGGUGCCCCUGCUGGCAACUCGCACUGAUGGGAUCAUUGACAUGAGGAGCAUGUCCAGCAUCGACAGCUUCAUAAGCUGCGCAGCCGAGUUCCCUGACUCCGGGCGGUUCUCGCACAGCCCGCUCACUGCCCUGCCCUGCAAGGGCGGCAUUAACGUCAUUCAGGAGCAGAGCAGGCCAGAGGGGAGCAGUGCCAGGUACGUGGAAAUGAACCCAAGCUCCGAAAGCAGCCACCGUUCUGCUUUUUUCAUUGAAAGUCCCAAAAGCUCCAUAAAGGCCAGUAACCCUUUAAAACUAAGAUCUCUGAAAGUUAAUUUCAUGGAAGAGGACACCAGCACAUUAGUACCAGCAUCAAAUGUACUGAGAACAUAUCCAGACCCUCUCAAGAGCCAGGGAGCUGCUGCUGCUGCCACAGAUAGUUCCUUAUUCUCUGACAGGUCUCUCAUGAGCCCAGAAACCUCGAUCUACACAACUGCGAGUGCAAGAACCCCCCCAAAGUCACCGGAGCCGCAGGCAGCCAUAGCUUUCAACUUCCAUGAUGCUGGUAUACACAAAUAUAUAGAUGCUGACACUGAUGAUGAAGGUCAGCUGAUGUAUGAUUCAAGUCCACCUGGAAAUGUGAGUCCCAAGUACAAUGUUGCAAACAGUGGCUAUCUAAAGCAAAAGGACCAUGUUUAUAGAACAGAGAAGAACCAUCUAGAAGCUGCUGCUUUACCCACCUCCCCUAAGCUGAUAGGGCAGAACUGCAUUUACUCUAUGGAAGGUAUCACUGGAAGAACCCAGGGCAAUCAGGAGACUGUCAGACUAGAAAAUCACAUUUCCCCAGAAGUCCAUGUAUUACCAGGCAGUGGAGGACAUGCUAACACACAUGAUCAAAGCAUCUGAGGUGGGGUCUGAAAGAAUUUACUGAGAGUUUAAAGGAAUAUCUUCACAGUCAACACAAACAAAAGAGCUUCUGCAUGGCAUGAACUUGGCUGAAACAAGCCACCUGUUUCUAAAAGUCUGGGGGAGGUCCAGUGUGGGUUUGUGAAAAUGUCCUUCUCUGAAACAACUCUAAAGACAUUGCCCACAUCAGUCAAAAAAAUGAUUGCAAAUCAUGAUCACACAUUGAUCUCCUUUCAUGUUGUCCAGUGAAGCCAAUGUGACCAAAUACCCAUCCAUUCCCCUUGAACGCUAGAGCUCCUUUUGGAAAUAUUAACAUCUGAUUUGCAUUAGUUCCAUAAAGGAUGCCAAGGCAGCCAGAUUUGAACUCUGGAAUAAAUUGCUGGGGUUGGUAUAAAGCUUUCAAAAACAAUGCUCACUGCUUCAGGGCAGCUGUUCCCCAUCUACAGCUUUUUCUGAUGGAUAUUAUGUCUAAAGGUAACAGGGAACACUUGCAUUAUUGGAAAAUCCAAGUGAAAAGCAUUUGAAACAAAUAAUGGUCUAGAGAAACCAAUUUUUAAAAUGCUCUUUGUGUGUUUAACAAUCUGAUAUCCUGUAGGACCUGACGUUUUCUUUUGAAAUAUCAGCAGGGUGAGUUGCACCACUUGUAUCUAAUUCCAAACACGCCCUAAGACAUAGUGAGACUUGCACUUACCCUCUGCUAAAAGCCGGUACCUGCCCCAGGGCCAGCGCGUGGCCCUUGGUGGCCCACGGCCCACGCUGGGAAGGUGUGGAGGAGCCGUGCAGAAGCAGGACUCUCCGAGGCAUCGCAGCCAGAGCCCCUCCCGGUGCCGGGGCGCGCAGGGCUGGAAGGAGAGCGCGGCUCUCGCCCGGCCCGUGCCGGGGCUCCGGCGCUGCCCUGGGCUCCCCUCCCGCCCGGCUCCAGGCGCAGCCCAGGCUCGCCCGUGGCGCACGAGAGGAGCAGGCUGGUGCGAAGCUUUUUGCGCCCAAGCAGCGCAGUGAAAGAUAUGCAAGUGUUACAUAAAUAUGCAAAAAGAGGGAUUCGUUAGUGACCCGUCCCAGGCCUGGCUGUGCUCCCUCUCGCCAGGAGGUCGGGCAGGAGAGGCUCCUGCAGGGCUGUGGCACGAAGCAGCUGCGAGAGGCAGGAGAAUCAGGCCUGACAUUUUAAUAGCAUCCAGUCAUUUUUAAAUGAAACAAAAAAAAGAGGAGAAAAAAAAAAAAUCUGACCAUUUUAAGUGAACAGAACUAGCAGCCACCAGCCUAGGUUUUUAAAAUAUUAUGGUUUCAAUAAAGUUAUGUCAAAUUGUGUAGGAAAUAAUUUGUCUUUGGUUUUUAAUCUCGGGGGGGAAAAGCACUUUACGUUGACUUUUUGUUGUCGUUGUUGCAAUGCUGGAGUAGGAUAGCAGAGUGUAACAAUCAAGCACUUUAACCAAGCACUACUUUAAUUUGUGCCUCUUGUUGUGACUGUGAUUUGUUACACACUUGUAGCAAGUCACAACUUGUCCUGUGAUAACUGUGAUGGUAACCUUUUAUGUUGUUCUCUGUUUCUACUGUAAAACUCAGUUGUAAAUAACUCUGUCAAUGAGCGUUUCCUGACCUGUCCCUGAGUUCCUGCCGGGGUGUGUAGCAAUCUGCAGGCAGCGGGUCCGGGGAUAAGCUGAGACACGGGACGUGGGAGCAGAGGGGCACACGUGGGAGGAAGACCCCCCCGAAGCCACUCGAGUCCACUGCAUUUUGUUCCUUCCUAUUGUAAACAACAAGUGUUGGUUAGUCCUGAAUGUAGCCGUGUGUCCGUCCCGGCCGUGCAGCACUGUCUGUAACCCGUAAUAGUGAAUGCAGCAUGUACGGACAAAAGCAAUAAGCACAUAUCUGUUUUAGGAGCUGACAUGGGUUGUGAGGAUGGCUUUGCCAGGUGUCUCCUUGGCACAGAGCUGUGCCCACGGUGCAGUGACUCUGCUCUGCUCAGCCCCGGUGGCCCAGCAGGGCGAGGCCCGGGGGGGACCUGAGCCAGCAGCUCAGGAAGGAGCCGAAGGGCAGCGAGAGCCCUGGUGCCAAGCAAAGAGAGACGCGGAAGGUGCCCAGAGCACCGCGUGUGCAGGCGAAACUCCCCAGGGUAUUUACGCAGGGCCAGUUCCUGAGGUUUGUUCGCUUUUACUCCGCCUUCCUUCAGCCGAAACCGCCGCUCCUCCGAGUGGGCUCUCUGCCUGGUGAAGGACUUUAGGAUUUGGCCAUAGUAAAUACAAGUGUACUUAGAGGAACCGACGUAUUGCUGAGAUACUAGUUAAGAUUGAGUCGUCACAAAAAAGUAAAGUAACUUUCCAGCAGAUAAGCUUUAAAAACUGAUUUAUUCUGUGGAUUUCUGAGGCCACAGAGCAGCAACGAGAAAUCUUAAAGAGAACAGUUUUAAUAUAAUCUCUAUGUUUCAGUGAUCAGUCAUGUCUGCCAUCAGCACAAAUGUAAAAAGAAGAAAAAUCAGGGAAUUUUUUAAAAUAAAGUAAUAGUGAUUUCCAAGUUAAAUAUUUUUAGAGCUGAUGCUUUCAUGUGGAAAAAAAAGUCAUAUUUUACAUGUCACGAAAGUGAACGUAUUUAAAUAUAGCCAUAUAGUGUAGUAUUUACCACACUCUCAUCCAAAUUGAUGUAUUUGGUUUAUAGAUGGCACUGACAAAAAUGUAUAAAUCAACAGUUCUAUCAUUUUUUAUCUGAUAGUCAACUGGUGCAACUCUCCUUGUAACCAAAGGCCCUCUGUCUGCCUUGCGUGAUCGCUCACGACACACACCUUAUGUCAUCUAUUUAGUCCUACCUUUAAAGUAGCAUUUUACUGAGUCACUUUUGAAAGCCAAAUUCAAAAGUAUCAUUAAAAAAUCUACCUUUUAAGCCUGAAUAGCCAAAGUCCUAUAGAUUUCUUAUAGAAAGCAAAUAAUUUAAAAUUAAGCAUAUAAUAUGCUUGAAGAGCAUUUCUUUCUUAUUUGUGUACGAAGAUGUAGCUCUCAUUUUGUGCCCAAUUAAAAAGGAAGUAUGUUGAAUUUAUUUUAAUGAAAUAAAGUCUGAAUACAAAGUAUGUAUCUAUAUAUGUGUGUGUGUGCAUAAUACACAUAUAUAUAAUGUAAGCACUGGGAAAUCUACUCUAACCUAAAGCUAUGGUAGACUAAGUCUGUACUCACUGCAAAGGAAAAGCAGUGCUUUGAAAACAUAAUGCUCACCAAAUCCUAUAGAUCCGAGAAGGACAAUUUAAUUUUUGUUUGUUUAAUACAUGUUUCCCAAAGUUCAUAGCAGUUGGGGAAAACAGGGAAUAUCUCUUGCAUCGAGCUAAAGCGUGUGGUUUAAUCACUGAUAUUGGGCAUUCAGGUCUGCAAAUUUACUGAGCACCAAGUAUCGAGCAAGCUGACAGAGCCUCACCUGCUGCUGCAGAAGGCAUCAUACCUGAAAGAACUCUCUCUGGACGUGUGAUGUCUGCACUUGCUUGUAUCUUAUGCCAUCAACAUCAUUUUUAAUACAUACCUAUAAAUAUAUAUAUAGAACAUAUAUAUAUAUAUAUGUGAAAGGAGAGGGUGCAGUUUUCUUAACCAGGAGGCAAAGAUUCUUUGAGUUUUAGCCUUGAACAGAGGAACAAAGCAGUGACUUUGCAGUAGAUUUCUCAGUGCCUUUUCUUAAAAACAUCACCUAAGCACACUUAUGGAAAAAAAACCCAACCCAAAACAAGAGUCUCCUGUGAAAUCCACAUUUUUCAGAGAUGUUUGAGAGUCAAAAAAAGGUAGAAGAAAGGAAAAAAAAAAAAAAAACCAAGAGAGAGGAAAAUAAAUCCAUGGAACGCACAUUCCCUUCCUGAACAUGCCGUGUGUCAAAUGCUGGGGAGUAUCUGCCUGUGCGAGUCAUGAGAAACACAUCUGAGGCGGUCAGGUUGUUUGGCAACUGUGGCUGUGAUAAACUGUAGCCUUUUCUUCCCUUGCAGCUAAUAAGAUACACAUUUCUAAGGAAAACAGUAUUCUUCUUCUGUAAAAUUGUAAUGUAUUGUUAAUAUUUGUACCUAUUGUAUAUUUAUGUCUUGACAGAAUUAUGACCAGUACAGUUUAUAGUAAAUAACAAGGUUAUGUAAAAUUCAUUGCAAAGACAAGGUUUCUAAAGCCACGUUCUCUCUGUUGGUAAGCUCCACAGAACACCUCAUUCUAAAGCAAAUCCUACAGUUCCUGAGUGAAGUAGUCGAGUGAAGGAGGCCAUGUGGCGCCGGUGCCCUCCUGCACAGCCGGAGCAAGAUGGGCUUCCCUGGGGCUCUAAAUUAGCCCCAACUCCUCCAUGUUUGGUCACUCACUUCUGCUUAUGGUAAUCAGACAGAACAAGUGCUACCUUGGGUUCAUUUGGGGAGAAUAUGGCUUUAAAUAGUUCCUGAAUAAAGUACAGAUGUUCUAGUUACCUCUGUACCUCCUGCUUGCCAUUGUGUUGGCUUUAUAAGUAUCUGAUGUAUGGAAAAGUCGUGUGACUUUCAUGCAUUCCAGAGUAGUCUAUUUUUCUGUUCAGAUUUAAAAAAAAAUUAUAUAUAUAUAAAAAUAUAAAUAUAUAUCUGUAUUUUUAGCAAAUUUAUAAUAGGGCAAUCAAGUCAGAUUUCUUCUUUUUGUAUUACAGAAUAAUAUAUUAGAUGCUCUCUCAGUGUUCAUUUACACAGCUGAUCCCCCAACCUUUUUGUUGUUGUUAUUUCCUUUUUUUCUGAUAAACACCUGCAACAUUCCUCCUGGAAGGGCAUCUGUGAAAGGUCAUGGGGUUUGUCUGAUGUUGUCAUGUUUUCGUAUUUUCCUGUUUGUGGUACUUAACCAGGGACUGGCUGUGGGAACUGAGAUGUUCCUGCUGAGAAACAUGGAGCGGGCCAGACCCUGCCUUCGGUGAUGGCAGGGGAAAGGUCACCCAACACCACUGGCUGCAGUUUCUCCAGAUUUACAUCGAUUAAACUGAGAACAGAAAGAAGAGACAGGUUUUGAAUCUAAUUGUCCUAAUAGUGACAUGGUGGAGUUGAGAUAAGCAUCAAAAUUUAGGCUCUUAUUCAAGGCAAUGACCUGACAAUGCUCAGGCACCUUCAGAGAAGUUUUUCCUUGAUUAAAACAGAAGUGUCCAGACUUUCAUUUCCCACUGGGUUUUGGAAUUUUUAUUUUUGGUCCCAGAGAAAAUCAGGAAAUGAGGAAAAAUUAUGGAGGAGUGAGAAACAUAAACAUUCAGAAAGAGGCCAGAUUUUGAUUUAGUUAUGGUAAAAUCUGUCCAUGUACCUGCUUACUUAAUGAUCUUCCUUGCUCCUUUAUAGCUGUACCACAGCUAUAUUCACAGAAAUUUAAUAAUAAAAGUCCGUGAGAUAAAUGUUCAUCCUGAAGCUAUCUCAUGGCCUCUUGAAGUUUAGCACGAUGAAGAGCCUCAGACCCACUCUAGCUCUGCACAGACAUUUCCUUUCGAUUCUGCCUAGCAGUUUAGUAAGUGACCAUGCUUUUGCCAAAGAUGGAGUUUUGGUUCCACUUGCUUUCAUUUUGUGAGAUUUUCUUACAUGUCCACCAUAAUAGCCAAUAAACCUGAAAGAGGUUUCGUUUGGAAAGGUGUGUGUUUCAUAAGGUCCAGGUAUCCCUCAAAUGAAAGGAAUAACCAGUAGACCUAGUUUUGCAUGUGAUUAUCAGCAAGACCAGUUCACAAAUGAAGGUAUUAAAGUUGGGUGGGAUUUUUCUUUUCUAGGAAGCAAUUAAUGCAAUAGGCUGCCAUAUUUGUCAUCAGUGAUCACAUAAAUCCCUUCAAAAGGCACCUUCCGUGUCAGCAGGUUUAUUAGAGCAUAGUCAACAAAACCAUAGAAAGCUUCUAGUCAGACCACUCUUAACUUUGCCCUCCCACACCAGGACAGGAACAGCCCAAAUACCACCCAGCCCUUUGAAGAAGAGAGGUUUAUUUUCCAGCAUGCAUCUCACACCCCAUGCUGAUCACACUUAGGCUCUUGCACUGAAACUUUGUCUCGGCCAGGCAAAGGAAACCUUAGGAAAACUGAAAGUCUUCAUCCAGAAUGUGUAUCCCAUUUGUUGCUGGUGUUACCUAAGCCACAAUAAGUGUCCUUUGACACCAAUGGUUGGGUGCCACAAGUGUUCAUAUCUAUAAAUACUACUCCGAAUUUUGCUUUGCUUGAUUCUGGCUUCAUCGCACAAGAAGUUUUCAGUCUUAGGGGCUUAGAAGAAAAAGCAAAACCUUCCUUUUUUCUUUUAACUAGAAAUAAUACUGUUGAUGCUGUGUAGGACUGAACAAGGAUUAACCUUUAUUUUUAAAGGGGUCUUUCCAAGACUGCAGUGACACUACCUUCAAAAAUUAAUAAUAAGGCUGAACUCUGUACAAAGACCCCUCAAAACUAGAGCCUCAUGAAAGCCAGGGAGUGAAUUUAUAUGAAAUGCCAAAUUCUUUGCUGCUGUAAGUUAAAGCCCAUUGAGGCCAAUGGAGCUGUGCCCCAUUUAGACCAGUAAAGAAUUUGGACCCGUAUCUCUGAAAGCUAAUGGAAAACUAAUAGCAUUGUAUGGCCUCAGGGCUGGAGGUGUCUGCCCACAGCACAUACUUGGAAACCGGUGGGGUGAGGGAAUGGGAAACAGAGGCAGGUCAGUGAAAGCCUGGGAAAGGGGCAAACCUUCAGGCAAGAGGGUGACAGUCAUUCCAGACAUGACUGAGCAUCCCUCCAUGUCAGCUCACUCUUAGCGGACUUGAUGCCACAAACAGCAUCCCAAACUCACAGGUGACUGUCCCUACAGCAGGGUCCCAGCCUCAGCCCCACAGUUCAGUGCUCUCAGCCCUCGGUCCAGGGACUUACUGAAGCUGGGAGGACACUACCGGCAGAUGGGCUACUGGUCACUUUGAAUUGUGGCACAACCUCUGGUCCUGUUGGUAGUCUACAUUUAAGACCAUUCAUCUGUUCUUCUCUACUCUGUGUUUUUCAUUUAGGAGCUCUGCCAUUUGUGACUCUUCUUCCUGUUAUGCUUUACUGCCUCCACAUACCAUUAGCCACACGUUGGCUCCUGCAACCCCUGGGAUUUAUGUCAGUUUUGUUGGCUUGUGAUGAACAUUUUUCCCCCCAUUCUCUGGCUUUUUGGUGGUCAAUGCAGAAAAUUACUUUUGCAUUCAACCAUUCCCCACUGGUGUGUUUGGAGGGAGGGUGGGGGAGCAGCACCUCCAUUUUACUUUGAAUUUUGAAGCCAUGAUACUGUACUCAGAAAGGCCAGCCACAGCUACCAACCAAACUCUCUUUCCAACUAGAUUAGCAUUAAAAAAAUACACCCCCACUUCCUGCAGCAGAAUCCUGCUCUCUCAUCAGGCCAGUGAAGCAGUUUCGGAAAAGGGAGAAAACCUUAGCGAGGCCAUGCUGUGAGUGCUGCUCAGUGAUGCCCCCGGGGCUGCGCUGCCACCGCGGCUGCCCCGCGUUUCACAGGCGGGGGCCAGCCCGGGCCCUCCUCCAGUAGCCCAGGACCUGCAGGGCCCCUGAGCCCAGGCAAAGGCUUCCCAGUGACAUCUGCAAAGGGCAGCCAUAAGCAUCCAUAGUCACUGAAGGAUAGGAAAGCUGUGGGGGUCCUUUUAAAAAAGAAAGUGAUACUUAACAAAUAAAAACUGGAAAAUGUGUUUCCUGUGGCUCUGCUGGUACAUGUAGAUCAAAUUGCUUUUAUAGCUGGAAGUUGAAACUGAUUAUGACCCAGAAAGGGCAGACUAGGACCGGUUUCUCCAUUGCCUUGCACUGGGUUAUUUUUUAACCUGCGCAGUGGGGAAUCAAUGGAGAACCCAGUUCAGCAUGUCUGUAAGGAAGGGCAGUGCUUGUGCCCGAUAGCCCAGCAGAUCCUGCAUGUCUUGCACAAUCUCUUCAUUCGGUUAUAUUGGAAUUCACUGUCCAGUGCACCAGCAGAAGUUUUCUUCCCUUUUAAGAAAUGUUUCAAUGCCCUGGCACUUUGGGGUGAUUACAGCAACAUUAGCCAUAUACUGAUAUACUUAGAGUCUUACAUUUUUUGUAACUUUGAUUUAGUCAUUCUUUGUUGAAGUUUAUUGACCUCUCCAGUUGUUUCUGUAAAACAAAUUAUUAAAAAAAAUCCGUCUUUAUAUGCAUGUAGUAGUAUGAAACUGUGAUCAAUGUGUGACAUUCUGAAACUGUACUGUCUUGUAAAAUAUGUCCAAAUGUCUAAGGGUUUUAAAGCAAUGGUCCCUUACUACAGCCUACAGAAAUAAAUAAAAAGGAAUGGAAAAACCUAAA